Molecule: messenger RNA, 2595 nt
Organism: Ctenocephalides felis (cat flea)
Lineage: Eukaryota; Metazoa; Arthropoda; Insecta; Siphonaptera; Pulicidae
Gene: MED26
Product: mediator of RNA polymerase II transcription subunit 26
Exons: 1
Coding region: 242-2224 (660 amino acids)
Biological process (GO): regulation of transcription by RNA polymerase II; positive regulation of gene expression
Cellular component (GO): mediator complex; nucleus; core mediator complex
Molecular function (GO): transcription coregulator activity
Source: RefSeq, a predicted model, not a curated record
GGUAACAAGUGCGCGCCAUGUGCGACCACGGAGUGAACUCUACGAAUAUGGAGUGUGGUUGAAGAGAGGUCGGGCACGUCGGGCAGGUGGCUUUCUUCUUUGCCUCUCGGGGCGGCAUGUUGUCAGUACUGCGCCUUACUUGCAAUAUGGCGACCGGGGUUCGCGUAAAGUGAUGACAGCCAGUCCGUAACAUGUUGAAUGAGUUUUAUAAUUCAAAUAUAUCACAAUUUUGAUAAUUUAAAUGGUUAAUUCUGUACCUGAAUUAUCUCAACGAUUAGUGAAGGCAUUGGAUGAGGAUUAUAAUGUUAUCGAUAUGCGCGCAGUUUUGGAAAUCAUCGCUACCUUGGAACAAACGUCAGUCACUGAAGAACUGCUUAAAACCACCCGACUGGGGAAACUCGUGAAUGUGCUUCGCAAAAAGACUAGUAAUGAAGAACUCGCCAAUCGUGCCAAAGGUUUAGUGAAAAAGUGGCGUAAAAUUGCCUUACCGUUAUCAAAUGGCUCUGCUUCGGUGGAAAAUCAACAGAGAACUAGUUCUGUUGUGCGAAAUACUAAUAAUAAUGUGCAUCAAUAUUCCCAACACAUUGAAGCCGUGGCCUUCAGGAACGGCACUAGUGAUCGGAUCACAAACCGGCCCGAUAGUAGGUCCCAGAGUCCCCUUAUAAAGAACGAGCGCCCGAUCACUACCAUAUACGUGUCUGAUCGUUCCCAGAGCCCCAUGUUAGUCCAAACUGCUCCUGUCAAGCGUAGAUUAGGAUCAGAUCUAGUUUCACAAUCAAACAGAUUCUCAGAUUUUACAGAGGUGUUAGAUAACCAAAAUUCAAAUUCUAGUUUUCAUUCCGUGAUAUCUUUAGAUACAACGUCCGAUGCUGACAAAUCGUUAGCGACGGCCGCAGCUAAACACAAAAAAGAAAAGCGAUCUAGUAAAAAACAUAAAACUUUACCUUCCGAUUUUGAUAGCUUAUCAAACACAUCAGAGAGCAAUGCUGUAUAUUUUCAACAUGGAGUUUUACAAAAUACGCAACCUCCCAAAAAAUCUGACUUAACUUUUGAAGGUAAAUUAAAUAAUAUACAAAGUGAAGAACCGCCUAUUGCUACAAUUCUUCCUGUAAAUGAAACACCAGCCAUUCAACCUAUCGUUGAAGACAAACCUGCACCCAAAAAGCGCGGUCGCAAAAAAGGAUCAAAACUUAUCGGGAAGCCAGUUGUUAAUUCCUAUUCAGAUAUAAAGCAGAAAAUCGCUUCUAUAUCUGGCAAAACUAAAAUUAAAACUACUAAAGAACUGUUGGCUGAUCUGCAAAAUCGUAAAAGUCAGGGUCUAAGUCAAGUUAUCACACCUUCAUUAUCUUUAACUUCAUCUACUCCUCCAUUAGUCAAAGUAGAAUCACCUGCCAAACCUCCAUUGUCUGUCCCUAAUGUUCUUCCACAAACAGUAAUAAAAAAAGAACCCAUAGUUGAACCUGAUAUUAUAAUUGAUGAAGUUCCUUCAACAAGUAUUAGUGCUCCCACGAUAAUAAAUGUGAAGAAACGACCCCGAUCUAAAACACCCGAGAAACCAAUUCCUGAAGGACCAUUAACUAUACAACAAAUUCUGGCACAACUGCCACCAAUAGACCGAUCAUUUCAGUUGACUGAAGAUCCAGAUGAAGUAAUUUGCACAUGUACUGAAAAGCCUGCUUCUCCUGUACCUUCUGUAAAUGUCAUAGCUCCUGUGCCUAAAAGAAGUAUAUUUGAUGAAGAUUAUGAAGAAGAGCCUCCUGAUAACCAAGUUCAACUUGUUGCUGUUCCCUUACCUCCACCAUCACUUCCAAAAACAAUUAUUGAUCCCAAUUGUCCUGCAAAAGCUAAGUAUUGUGAUGAACCAGAAAAUAUAACUUCAGAAAUGUUAGAUAGAUUGCAUUGUUCAUUUAUUGAAGGUGUGAAUGGUAACCGUGAUCAUGGUGUUGUUAGUCAAAAUGAAUUAAAUUUACCUCUGGAUAGGGCUGACUGCGUGCCGAAGUAUGGAACAACUCCUGAAGGCAAUUUGCACAUGCCAUUGCCCAAAAAUCCUGGUUCAGAUAGUGAUUGUGUUCUUGUACAUUCUAACAUUCAAUUCUCAGAAAGGAACUCAGAGAAUAGUAGUUCGUGUUCUAGAAAUGAAUUCAAAGAGUGGCAUGAGGUGGUACAAAGACGUUCGUACCAAAAUGAACUAAUCACCAUUUUGCCUUAUGUCGUCAUUGACUAGAAGAGUUUAUGAUACUAGAUGUGUUACAAAAUGAUAUAACUCUCUUUCAAUUAAAUUACUUAAGAAUGGCUAUUAUUUUGUGAAUCAUUAUGGUACGUGUGUGUCCAUUUCCCUCAUAAAGUGGAAAUAAGAUUUAAUAAUAGUUUUUGUACAGAUAUUUUUGUAUAUUUUGAAAGUGUGAUUUUUCUGAUGAAAAUAAUAGUGCAAGUGCUGUGCGCAUGUGUUUUGAUAUUGAAAAUGGGUUUAUAAAAUUAAAUCUAUAAUAGUCUGAACUUUGUUAUUGUACUAAAGACAAUUUAUAUAUUAGUGCCAGGGGCUGGUGAAUUGAUUUUUGCCCUGUAUGGUUGCCCAGUGCGCCAAGUGUGUUUAAA